AUGCCUGUAAAGGCGGUAGCUGCACUAGGGCGGUUCAGGAGAGGCAACGAACAGCAACACUGCUCUACCACGGUGUAUCUGAUGGAGCGACUGCGAGCCUCCAGAUUUGCCGUGGCUUUAUACUCAUCCAUCAUUGACUUCCAAGAAGCCCAAGCGUUCUUCACCUUAGCAGUGCAGCUGACUACGAUCGUCAUGUUCAUGACCGACCAGGUCCCCGUCAUCCGCAUUGACUGGCGAGCGGCUCGAAUCUACUCGGCGGGAAACACGCUUGUCGUCCUUCUCAUGCAGUCGGAACUGCAACGAAAAGGGCUGAGAUGGUGGUACAUGUUCUUUCUCUCCUUCGCCGUCGGCGUUCUGGGCAUGGUGAUUCGAAACCUGGGCUCAGAAGCGCCAAUCACGCUGGGCGCGAUAGCCAAGUGCGGCAAUCGGAGCCGAAACAUCAUGCAGACGUGCUACAACAACGGAUCAUCUGCUUUCAGAGAUGCAUUUCGGGACGAAGACCGGGGUGGUUCGGACUACUUCAUCAGCUUCUUGUUCAGCACAGUCGUCUUGUCAAUUGACCAACUAGGACACAUCACUCGUCUGCGGCGGAGCCUGGGGUCGAAACUGGAAUACUGGCCAGGCAAGCUUCCUGUUCUCAUCUCGCUCCUGCGGUUCGGUUCGGUCAUCUGGUGUGCUAUAUGGUUCGUGUCAAACGUCCUGCUAGCGUCACUCCUCAUGAGAAACGCAACAGCGAUCCUCAACGAGAUGGGAGGUUCAGUAUGGGACAGGGAUAAAUGGACGUUUGGUCAGAUCAUAGCAGUGUUGCCAUGGGCUCCUGUGAUAUCCAAGUACCUAUACUGCAGUCUUUGUGAGUCAUUAGCACUGAAUCCCUUCUACUGGAUACCUUUGCUUACAUUCACCGCUCAGUUGGCAUCAUUCAUGGCGUCGGAAGCCGAAUCGACGACCAUUACGAAGUCGUCCUCAGCGGUACAAACCUGCUGGGUGAGAUGUCUCGGCACCCUGAAUAUGAGCGAGAGUUCAAAGCCAUUGGCUACGGUAACUUGCCUAAUGUGGAAGACGGCCGCGAAGGCGGGAAGGGGCCGGAUCGGGACUCGGAGGAGUGGAGCCAUAUUUCUCUGGAGGGCGGCGAAACCCCGGGCGAAUCCCCCGGGUCUUCCACGCAGAGGCUGCUUAUGCCGAGUCCUUGCUGGCAUAACGCCAAAUCAAUCCAUAGUUGACGUCGGAAACUAUCUGUACGACAGCUUAAUAUACAGUUGUGGAGUGACAACCUCUCCAAGCUCAUGA
This is a messenger RNA of Colletotrichum siamense, 1287 nucleotides long. RefSeq lists its product as uncharacterized. The transcript has a single exon. The record is from RefSeq and is a predicted model, not a curated record. NCBI's taxonomy places the organism in Eukaryota, Fungi, Ascomycota, Sordariomycetes, Glomerellales, Glomerellaceae. Bases 1 to 1287 code for a protein of 428 amino acids.